Messenger RNA from Nelumbo nucifera (sacred lotus), 1207 nucleotides. RefSeq lists its product as uncharacterized. Lineage: Eukaryota; Viridiplantae; Streptophyta; Magnoliopsida; Proteales; Nelumbonaceae. The record is from RefSeq and is a predicted model, not a curated record.
GUCUCUUCUCUCCCUUAACUUUUCUUUUCCUGCACACUAUAAGAACGCAGUACACUCUCUCCUUUCCACUCUCAAACCUUCAAGGAGCUCUCUCUUCCCCCAUCUUGAUUUCUUCAUCCUUCCAUUACAACUUCAAAGAGUCAGGUACAAAGUUUUCCAGAGAGAGAGAGAGAGAGAGAGAUUAGUAUAGGUGGUAAGAAAGAGAACAGAGGAGUUGAAGAAGCAGAGCCAAGAUGCCUAGUGCAGGUUCAUUUCUGAGGCAGCUAAGUGGUAGAGAUGGGACUUCAUCAUCAAACAGAUGGAGCAACAAGAGAAGAUAUGGUGGAGGAGAAGGGUGCCAGAGAAGUCUGAAGCAAAUGGAAGGGCUUAAUAUGUAUGGAGGUGGAGCUGAGAAUGGUGGGUUGGUUAUGAGGAAGAGAGUGAUGGUUGUGGUGGAUCAGUCAGCCCGUUCCAAACAUGCUAUGAUGUGGGCACUCACACAUGUGACCAACAAGGGUGAUCUACUCACUCUCCUCCACAUUGUCCCCCCUCCUUCUCAGAGGGGUUCUGAAAGAAUGUCAGACUCUUCUCCUUGUCUUGCCAACUCUCUUGGGUCCCUCUGCAAGGCUUGCAAACCUGAGGUGGAAGUGGAGGCUUUAGUGAUACAGGGGCCAAAGCUUUCAACAGUGUUAAGCCAAGUGAAGAAACUUGAAGUAUCAAUUUUGGUGUUGGGUCAGAAGCAGCCUUCUCCACUCAACUGCAUGUGUGUUAGCAGCAGUGAUGAGGAUUUUGUGGAGCAGUGCAUCAACAAUGCAGACUGCCUUACAUUUGGGGUGAGGAAGCAGAGCAGAGGCAUGGGCGGGUACCUCAUCAGCACCAGAUGGCAGAAGAACUUCUGGCUCUUGGCUUGACCAACUACUACUAACAAGUUAACUUGAAGCAGAGGAGGAAAAACGUGUGUAGCAUUGGAUCUGGUUCUUCCUUUGUAGAGAAAACUGUGAAAUGUGAAUCUUCUAAUCUCAUGUCAUAGUAAUACUACAGCUUUGUUCUAUUUACCAAGUUCUCUAUGUUAAUUAUCCUUUGUCAACGAGUUCAACCAGAUGUUCUGUAGAAGCUUGGGUUAUGGUUCUAACGAGGCCAUAUAACUAAAACCGAAUUAGAUCAAAUUGUGUAUCUUCUAAAGCUUUCAUGAUUCAACAAUGAAACCAAAGGCUCUCUUGUUCCAUUA